Capsicum annuum is the source of this 2277-nucleotide messenger RNA. Its product is annotated as premnaspirodiene oxygenase. The transcript is spliced from 3 exons. Gene Ontology annotation, molecular function: heme binding; oxidoreductase activity, acting on paired donors, with incorporation or reduction of molecular oxygen; iron ion binding. NCBI's taxonomy places the organism in Eukaryota, Viridiplantae, Streptophyta, Magnoliopsida, Solanales, Solanaceae. The record is from RefSeq and is a predicted model, not a curated record. The coding region runs from base 684 to 2222 and encodes 512 amino acids.
AGUCGUCCACGGUGCCAGUGGCAAAUGACUUUUAAAGUUUCAUUAAUAUACAGUUUAUGUUCCUUCUUUACUCUUAUUUAUUAUUUAUUCAAAUGAUUAAUUAGUUUAUGUUCUUUUUUUACUCUUAGAUCAUUAAUGUACAGUUUAUGUUCCUUCUUUACUCUUAUUUAUUAUUAAUUCAAAUAAUUACUUAGUGCAUGGAGUAUUUUUAUUCUCUUUAUCUCUUAUAAACUCUGACAAGAAAAAACAUGUCCAACACUUCUUGCUUCUUUUUUCCUCCUCCACUUCACUGGAUUUCUUUGUAAGUCAUCCAUCGCAGCAAAUUUCUUCGUCAAUCACUUGUUGCAGCCUCAUCACUCCGCCGUUUUCUUAAUGCCCACAACCCUUUAUAACUUUGAAAAAAAAAAAUUUCUUUUUCUUUUUAGCAUAUAAAAAAAGCGUCAAAAUUGAAGAGGGUUCAAAAUCGAAAGAAGUAAACACAUGAAUUAGUCGACUGCGUUUAUAUUUACUUUAUAUGAAAUUGGACCGAUGAGUCUACUUAGCACCCGGAGACUCCGAAUUCUGGAUCCGCCUCUGACAGCAACUUUACCAGUUACUCCGAGGCUCCCUUCAAAUGAAUGAAAUGAACAAAAAUAUGCUUACAAAAAGUGUAAAAUUCAACCAAUCUUUUUUCUCAUUCAACAAUGGAGCUACGACAAUUUUCCCUUUCUCCUGCCACUUUCCUCACCAUAUUGCUUCUUAUUCUCGCUGUGAAGUACUUAUCCAAGACAAUAGUAUCAAAAAGACCAACUCUAAACUUGCCUCCAGGUCCAUGGAAAUUGCCUCUCAUAGGAAGCAUUCACCAUUUAAUUGCCAACCAAUUACCUCUCCAUACUCUGAGAGACUUAGCGAAAAAGCACGGUCCGUUAAUGCACUUGCAGCUUGGUGAGAUCCCUACGGUUGUUAUUUCGAGUCCUCGUGUAGCUCACGAGGUAUUAAAAACUCAUGAUAUUGCAUUAGCAAAUCGUCCGGAGCUUUUAAGUAUCAAGAUUUUGUGUUAUAACUAUUCGGACAUUGCGUUUGCACCUUAUGGAAAUUACUGGAGACAAAUGCGUAAGUUGUGCGCGUUGGAACUAUUGAGUGCAAAGAAUGUGCAGUCAUUUGUCACUAUUAGGGAGGAAGAAGCAUUCAACCUUGUUGAAUCUGUGAAAUUAACAUCUGGAUCCACUAUCAACCUUACAGAAAAGAUGUAUGCUCUCACAAGUGCUGUAAUUUGUAGAGCAGCAUUUGGGAAGAGGAGAAAAGAUGAAUCAGCAUAUUUCAUGUCUUUGAUAAGGGAACUCUCUUUAAUGAUAACAGGUUUGGACAUAAGUGAGGUGUUUCCUUCAUUCAAGUUUCUGCAAGUCAUUACUGGGACGAAAGCAAAAUUAGUGAAGCUUCACAAAAAGCUUGACAAAGUACUUGACCUGAUUAUAAAGGAGCACAAGCAAAAGCUGGAUGGUGAAGAAGAGUCGUCAACAAAAAACGAUUUGGUGAAUCUGCUAUUAAAGCUCCAAGAAAGUGGCACUCUGGAUUUUCCAUUCAGUACAGACAAUAUCAAAGCAGUCAUAUUGGACAUAUUUGUAGCAGGAACUGAAACUUCAGCAACAGUUCUUGAUUGGGCAAUGGUUGAAUUGAUGAGAAACCCCAAAGUUAUGGAAAAGGCACAAACAGAAUUGAGAAGAAUCCUCAAGGGAAAACACAAAGUAACAGAGAGUGAUUUGAAACAAUUUAGCUACCUUAAAUUAGUAAUUAAAGAAACUAUGAGGUUACAUCCACCACUUCCUCUGUUACUGCCUAGAGAAUGCAGGGAACAUUGUGUAAUUGAUGGAUAUGACAUACCGAUGAAAGCAAAAGUUAUAGUGAAUGCUUGGGCAAUAAAUAGAGAUGCUGAAUUUUGGGAGGAUGCUGAGAGCUUUUUGCCAGAGAGAUUCAUUAAUUUUGAUUGUAGUACUAAUAUGGAAUUUAUAGGACAGAAUUUUGAGUAUUUACCAUUUGGUGGAGGAAGGAGAAUAUGCCCUGGAAUUUCAUUUGGGUUAGCAACUAUUCAGCUACCUUUAACUCAACUUAUUUACUAUUUCAAUUGGAAGCUGCCUCAUGGGAUGAAACCUGAGGAUGUUGAUGUUACUGAAUCUUCGGGUACUAGCUGCGGCAGGAAAGAUAAUUUGUGUGUAAUUGCUACCUGUAAUGAACAUGGAAUUUGAUUGCUAGAAAUCAAUAUUGAAAAUGAAAAAGAGAUGGGAGACUUGUAGUAUGCUA